Molecule: messenger RNA, 387 nt
Organism: Sphenostylis stenocarpa
Lineage: Eukaryota; Viridiplantae; Streptophyta; Magnoliopsida; Fabales; Fabaceae
Source: the annotation of a GenBank genome assembly
AUGGCGGCGAGUAGGAGCACUUUACCUCUCAUCAAAUACCUGAGAGUGCGCGUGGACGCUCUUCCCCGCAACUCUCAUUCAACCCUCGCUCCCACCUUCUUCCUCCGCCGCUUCUGCGAAGAGGUUCGUGGCUGCUUUCUCGACAAGUCCGAGGUUACAGAUCGCGUCAUCUCUUGCGUCAAAAACUUCCAGAAAGUCGAUCCCGCCAAGGUUACCCCUAAUGCUCAUUUCCAGAAUGACCUUGGAUUGGAUAGUUUGGAUGCAGUAGAGAUUGUUAUGGCUCUUGAGGAAGAGUUUGGGUUCGAGAUUCCUGAUAAUGAGGCUGAUAAGAUCAACUCUGUUAAACUUGCUGUGGAUUUCAUUGCAUCUCAUCCUCAGGCAAAGUAG